AAUCAAAAUCCCAGCUAUCUUUCAAGCCAAAUGUUCUCUCUGCUACAUACAGAAAAAAAACCCUAAAACAUUCUCUCAUCAUCUUCAGCCAUGGGGAUUCUAUCUUGGUGGAAAGGCAACAAACAAGUUCAACCCUCCGACACCAAAUCCGACCCGAAACCCAAAUCAUCACCCUCAAAUACCGAAGUACCAGGCAUGAACGGCGCGAUGAAGGUGUCUCGACCCGACCCCCCAGUUGACGUCACGGUAUUCGAAUUCGGGUCGGUGGCCGCAUCGGUUGAUAAGGUUACGCUCGCCGGGUACUGCCCCGUAUCCGACGACCUUGAACCCUGCCGUUGGGAGAUAAUGCCGGCCAGUGACUCCGACGCGCCUCAGUUUCGUGUGGUCUUCUGACAAGAGCUAGACGUGAGAAACGAAGGAGACCCAUCCUUAUGAGUUGAAUUGUGAGUGAAUAUGGAAAAGCCGUUUUUAUUUUGUAUGAUUCACUGAACUUGAAAGAAUGAUUAAACCCUAAUUUUGGUUGUA
Messenger RNA from Cornus florida, 525 nucleotides. RefSeq lists its product as uncharacterized. Bases 91 to 393 code for a protein of 100 amino acids. NCBI's taxonomy places the organism in Eukaryota, Viridiplantae, Streptophyta, Magnoliopsida, Cornales, Cornaceae. The record is from RefSeq and is a predicted model, not a curated record. The transcript has a single exon.